Messenger RNA from Rhodotorula graminis WP1, 1171 nucleotides. RefSeq lists its product as uncharacterized. NCBI's taxonomy places the organism in Eukaryota, Fungi, Basidiomycota, Microbotryomycetes, Sporidiobolales, Sporidiobolaceae. The coding region runs from base 1 to 1137 and encodes 378 amino acids. The record is from RefSeq and is a predicted model, not a curated record. The transcript has 3 exons. Gene Ontology annotation, biological process: pantothenate biosynthetic process. Gene Ontology annotation, molecular function: pantoate-beta-alanine ligase activity.
AUGCCCGACCAGUCCCGACCACCGCUCCCACCAGCACCCUUCCCGAUCCUCACCUCGGUCCAAGCCCUGCGCGACUGGCGCACCGCCCGCUUCGCCGACAACGAGUCGGUCGGGUUCGUGCCCACCAUGGGCGCCCUCCACCAGGGGCACCUCAGCCUCGUCAAGGCCUCUCUCGCCGCCAACACCCACACGAUCGUCUCGAUCUUUGUCAACCCGGCCCAGUUUUCGCCGACCGAGGACCUGUCGACGUACCCUCGCACGCUCGAGUCGGACCUGGCCGCCCUGUCGCUCCUCGACGUCUCGGCCCUGUUCCUCCCGCCGGUCGACGCCCUGUACCCGAGCGGGAUCACGACCGACGUGACCAAGCAGGUCGGCGCGUUCGUCGAGGUCAAGGGGCUCGAUGCCGUCAUGGAGGGCAAGAGCCGACCUGGGUUCUUCAGGGGCGUCGCGACCGUCGUCCUCAAGCUGUUCAAUCUCGUCCAGCCCACGCGCGCCUACUUUGGCCAAAAAGACAUCCAGCAAGCGCUCCUCCUGCGGCGCAUGCUCGUCGACCUGCACGUCCCCUCUCCCCUCGCGCACAACCUCGUCAUCCUCCCGACCUUCCGCUCCCGCACCAGCACCAGCGACGGGGCCGGGCCUGGGCUCGCGCUGAGCAGCCGCAACGCGUACCUGAGCGCGCGCGAGCGGCCGUACGCGACCGUGCUCGUCGACGCGCUGCGGGCGGGUGAGCGCGUGUGGGAGCGCCAGAGGGGCGAGGGCGAGGGGGUUGUGUGCGUCGAGGACGUGCUCGGUGCUGCGAGGGCCCACGUCGAGGGCGUCGUCGCUCGCAUCGCUGCGUUGUCGUCCUCCCCCUCCUCCUCGUCGUCGCCCAACGGCGACUCGCCGCCCGAGCCUGAGCGCGACCAAGUGCCCCACCUCUCGCCGCUGUACUUUGCCCUCAACGACCCUCUCUCGCUCUCGGACCUCUCGGGCCACCUCGCUCGCGGCAGCGGUGGCGCCGUCUUGAGCGGCGCCGUCAUGCUCGGCAAGACGCGCUUGAUCGACAACUUGGUGUUCGAGUUUGAGCUCAACCCGGAGGAGCCGAAGCCGCGAGGGGGCGCGGGAGCGGGCGAGGGCGAGGAGCGGGUUGCCAAGUAGAGGGAGGGGUGGCAAUGGAGCGCGUGAGGCUACG